This is a messenger RNA of Lates calcarifer (barramundi perch), 3702 nucleotides long. It is a transcript of the gene tnfaip2a, whose product is annotated as tumor necrosis factor, alpha-induced protein 2a. NCBI's taxonomy places the organism in Eukaryota, Metazoa, Chordata, Actinopteri, Centropomidae. The record is from RefSeq and is a predicted model, not a curated record. Gene Ontology annotation, biological process: exocytosis; exocyst localization. Bases 272 to 2182 code for a protein of 636 amino acids. The transcript has 13 exons. Gene Ontology annotation, cellular component: exocyst. Gene Ontology annotation, molecular function: SNARE binding.
AAAAGCUGCGGGGCGUCGAUUUAACUAAAAAAACUUCUGUUUUUAAUGUCGGAGGUUUAUUGUGAAGGAGUUUAUUUCAUGGAUCAGCUGUUUCCUGUGUGAUCGGUUAUUGAUCUGCGUGAAUCGGCUUUAAAUGCGGUGACUUCAUUUUCGGAUCUCGUGAACGACGCGGUUUAAUUUUCAGAUUUUAUGAAGCUGAUGUAAAACGAGUCUGAGAUGUCUGAGUCCUGAGACCCUGAUCUGUCUGAGACCCUGAUCUGUUCACGGUCUGAUGUUUGUUCUGACUGAAGCAGGAGGAGGAGAGGAGAACCAAGGAGGUCAGAGGAGGAGGCUGCCGAAACUGAAGAACCCUGCGAUGCUGUGGAAGAACCGCAGACAGCAGAACCACAACAACAACCACACUGAAGAGAAUGACAGGGACUGUGUGGAGGAGCAGCAGGAGGAGCAGCUGGAGGAGGUCAGCAGGAGGCUGAUCCUCAGGGAGGAGCAGUUCUUCAGUCAGGACUCUCCCGAUGAGGAGGAGGACCAGCUGCUGAAAGACUUCGAGGAACUGAAGCUGCAGAUGUGGAUGGCCAUCCACAACACCUUCACUUCCUCCUCCUCGGAGCAGCUGAACAUCCUGAGGAGCGCCGUGGCCUCCAUCCAGCAGCAGGAGGUGCAGGACCGGCUCUGGACGGGGCGUCCUGAGGACAGGGUCCCAGUGUGGCGUCCUCUGAAGUGCAUCAGUACUCACAACAACCUACUGCAGAAGAUAGUGGAGUCCAGAGUGAAGAAGGCAGCGGAGGACGAGUUGAGUGGAACCGAGGAGCUGUCCUCACCUGUGAAGAGGGAGGUGUGUCGUUUGGGGAAACGAGUGAAAGACGACCUGCUGACGGUGGAGAGGACGGUGAAGGACUGUUACCCUCCUCAGAUGGACAUCCUGAACGUCUAUGCUGGUCUCUACCACCAGAGGUUCUCCACCCGGCUGACUGAACUCGCUGCUUCUGGACUGGACAUAGACGACUGCAGCUACCUGCUGUUCUGGGUCAACCACUGCUACCCACAGACAAUAUUAAAACAUGAAGACCUGGAUGGAAAGAUAAAGACGGCCUGUCUGGGUUCUCUGCUGCUGCAGGACGACCUGAACCGUCUGGAGGAGCAGUACCUGUCCCACAGAGAGGACAAAGUGAAGUUGUGGCUGAGCACAGCUUUAAAGAAAGAGGAGGAGCGCUGGCUGAGCAGCAAGACCCCUGAACUCAUCGACCACUAUUACUUCAGCCCACUGGCUGUAGAUGUCAUACAGGUGAUAGACAGCUCCCUGACCGAGUUCAGCCGUGUGAUCAGAGACCAGAGCAAAGCUCAGAGGAUCACAGCUCACCUGGAGAGCUUCCUGUGCAGCUACAAGAAGAGCAUGGAGGAGUUUGUGAAGGGAAACCACAGUAACGUCUGCUCUGUGAUCAAAGCUCACCUGGUGUGUGAGGAGCAGCUCAGGGAUUACAUCACAGGUGCGACUGCGAGUCUGUCUCAGCUGCAGAGCCGCCGCUGUCUGGACACGCUGUCUGCUCUGAGGGAUUGUGGGUACAGGUAUUUCACCUGUCCCAUUCACGUCCAGCUGAAGGUGUGUUACAGUCACCUGUGGACAUCUGUCUGGUUGGAUGGGUCACUUCCUGUCAUGGACUCGGUGCUGGACUCUCUGAGCCGACAGCUGGUGGACCUGACUGACCUGAAACCAGCCUGUCGACAGUCCCUGCUGAGCGUCCUCCAUCAGGACGUGGUCCUUCAGUACGUGAAGAGGAUGAUGAGGAGCAGGAUGAAGAGCAGAGAGCUGCAGGUGGCUGCGACUCAGAGGAUGGGAGAGGACGCUCAGAAGAUCAACGACUUCUUCAGAGAGGAGGGCUGCACUGAGUCCCUUUGGAUCGCAGACGUCCUCUGCAGCAUCGCUGAGGUUCUCCGCCUGCACGACCCAGGAAGUGUCCAGCUGGAGAUGGUCAGUCUGGCUAGGAUGUUCCCUGAUCUCAGUGACGCUCACGUGUCAGCACUGCUGUCUCUGAAAACCGGCCUAUCAGCCGCUGACGUUCGCUCCAUCAGGCGGAGCGUGGAGGAGAACCGCCACCUCGACCCCUCCACCAAUCACAGCCCUCCAUUCUUCUCCAAGGUCAAAGUCAAGUGGCUCAACAACAAGAUCAAUCAGAUGGGGCUGUAGAGCUGAGUGUGUUAGCAUUUUAGCAUAUUUGCCUGUUAGUAUUUUAGCAUGUUAGCCCGUUAGCAUGUUAGCAGUAUUAGUCACAGUGUGUUUCAGUGUUGUUGCUUUACCAUGGUACUAAAGAUGGACAUUUUAUUUUGAAGGUCACUGUUUGUGGUUACAGGCGGCCAUGUUGAAGGACAGACCCCUUCGGAUCUGAGAUCAGUCUGAUGUGGUGUUCCCCAGGGUUCAGUCCUGGGUCCACAAAACUAUCAGAAAAUUCUGUUCUGGUUUUAAUAGUUGUGUAUAUAAAGCUGAUCUGUUUAUUCAGAAGUUAGUUUUAACAAACAGAAAACCACCAUAGUUGCGUUCCAGCUGAACUCAGAAGUCUGAAUUUCUUAGUUCCUUGUUAGAAGUUUGAACCUGAGCGCCUCCUGAAGUCAGAUUUCCAACUCAGAAAGUCAGAGCAACUCCAUCAACCCCGACAUCAGAAUUCAAGAUGGCUACUCCUCACAAGUCAAGUCAAGUCAAUUUUAGUCAUAUAUCGCCAAUUCACAACAGAGGUUAUCUGGAGGCUCUGUACAUAUAGAGCAGGUCUAGACCAAACUCUAUCUUAUAAAAUUUACAGAGAGAAACCCAACAGAUCCACCAUGAGCAGCACUAGGAGACUGGGAGAGGAAAAACUUCCUUUAAGAGGCAGAAACCCAGAGCAGAACCGGAUUCGGGUGGGCAGCCAUCUGCCUAGACUGGUUGGGUUUAGACAGAGAGGGGUGGGGGUGGGGGGGUAAGAGAAAGACAACAUUGCAAAUACACAGACUAAGUCAAAAUGUAGUAGCAGUAAUAAUAAUUAUUAUUAUAGCAGUGAAACAUUAACAGCACUAACACUAAUAAAUGUUUAAAUGUUGUAACACCGUCGGUUGAGCUGGAUCAUGGGAGCAGCAGGAGUCUCUACAGUUCUGGAGGCAGAACCCUGCAGUAAGAGACAGUAGAAGAGAGAGAGAGAAACAGUUUAAUGCAGUGAUAUUAAGACGGUUUACAGUAAUCUCAUCUGCAGGACAUCAUGGACAACAUUUACUAACUACUAAGCUUAACUGAUGCAUUGAGACUGACCCAACCUGCAUCAACAGCAGUGAACUCUCUGCUAAUGUUCCUGUUUAUAGCAGCUCAGUCUCAUUAGUUUCACAUGAAGUCAGUCAGACACAUAGAACUGUUCAGUUUUUAUCUGUGGACAUGUUGCUGCUGUGUCAAUUCACCUUCAUGGUUUAAUGUUACGUUUUCAAACAGUUAAAUUUGAACUGCUGAAAUUUGUCUAAACUCUUUCUGUGAGCAUCCAUGUUUUUCUGACUUCUCACCUGGAACGCUGUUAGGUCGGAGGUGAUGUCACUCCCAGUUCUGAACUCUGGUGAAUGCAUUAUGAGACACAGCUGAGUCUGGGGUUUACCAGUCAUGUUUGCAGGGACCCAGCAGAGGGUGCUCAUGUUAAACACAACACCACUGCUCCAGUGUAAUGAUAUAAUAAACAGCCAUACAAGCAAAUAAUA